Triticum turgidum subsp. durum (durum wheat) is the source of this 633-nucleotide messenger RNA. The record is from the annotation of a GenBank genome assembly. NCBI's taxonomy places the organism in Eukaryota, Viridiplantae, Streptophyta, Magnoliopsida, Poales, Poaceae.
AUGGACCGGGUGGUCAAGCCCAACGUCGCGGUCCUGCGGGAGUGCGGGCUAGGUGCUCGCGAUAUUGCCAAGCUGCUCAUCCAAAUGCCGAGGAUCGUCACCGCCAGUCCGGAGCGCGCCCUCGCGAUGGUCGCGUGCGCCGAACGCAUUGGUGUGCCCCGUGGCUCUGGGAUGUUUAGGCAAGCGCUGCAGGCUGUCGCGUGCUUCAGCGAGGAGAAGAUUGCCGCCAAAGUGGAACAGUUGAAGAAGACAUUGCGGUGGUCGGAUGCCGAUGUCCGCAUUGCUCUGUGCAAGUGGCCCACUGUGCUGAGGUGGUCAAAGGGCAUGCUGCAGCGCAAGUCCGAGUUCCUCUUCUCUAAGGUGGGCUUGGAACCGGCGUACAUUGCUCACCGUCCGGCAAUACUCGGUCUUAGCUUGGAGCGCCGGCUCGAGCCCCGGUACUAUGUUAUGAGGUUUCUUAAGGAGAAUGGAUUGUUGAGUCAUGGCAGAGACUACAAUAGUAUGGUCUUGGUCAGCGAGAAGGUAUUUGUGGAGAGGUUCAUACGCCCCCACAAGCAAGCUGCACCACUCAUUGCUGAAGACUAUGCAGCCGCUUGCACAGGGGAGGUGCCUGCUAGAUUCAGAUUUACAUGA